UUAAAUAUCUUGUGGUCGGUGGGACGGAACACCGUUUUGACUUUUUCUUAUCUUUCUGAAACGCGAUCUAUUAAACAUCAUGUCUGGACCUACACCAUUGCAAGGCUCCUCGUCACUGUCGCCCAUUCGCGCCACUCCCAACAAAUUCGAUCCAACCGAUGAGAAUCUCGAAAAGUUGCUUGAAGCCAACCGUCAGUGGGCCAAGACGGUGAAAGAACAACAGCCCGAGUUUUUCAAGAAUAUUAACCUGAAGCAAGAACCCAAGAUCCUGUGGAUCGGUUGCUCCGACUCACGUGUGCCCGCUGAACAGAUCCUGCAACUUGGCCCGGGUGAAAUCUUUGUUCAUCGUAACAUUGCCAACGUGGUCCCCAACGCCGAUAUCAACUCCUUGUCGGUGGUUCAGUAUGCUGUGGAGGUGCUCAAGGUCCAACACAUCAUUGUGUGUGGCCAUUAUAACUGUGGUGGUGUCGCUGCUGCUUCGGGCCACGGUCAGUUUGGUUUGAUCGAUAACUGGCUUCGUAACAUCAAGGAUGUCUACCGCUUGCACAGCAAAGAGCUGGAGGAAAUCAAGGACGACACUGCACGUUUCCGCAAGUUGGUGGAAUUGAACGCAAUCAACUCGGCCGAAAACUUGUGUCAUACCUCGAUUGUGCAAAAUGCAUGGAAGAACGGUCAAAAGCUUACCGUCCAUGCCUGGACUUAUGAUCUUGCUGAUGGUCAUGCCCGACGAUUGAGUUAUCGCGCAAAGGACAACUCUUGCAUGGAAUACAUCUAUAAUGUUUCCGAGUAAGAACGAAUUGUUAACUUGAAGGGUAGUGCCAGAGGAGGGUUUAUGAAGGAAUAAUAAAUGAGAUAAAGGGCUGUGCCUUUUAGCAAAAUGCUUUUGUCAUAGUAGUAGUAGUAGUAGUAGUAGUAGUAGUA
This is a messenger RNA of Zychaea mexicana, 921 nucleotides long. RefSeq names its product Dihydroorotase homodimeric type. Gene Ontology annotation, biological process: carbon utilization. The transcript has 4 exons. Lineage: Eukaryota; Fungi; Mucoromycota; Mucoromycetes; Mucorales; Lichtheimiaceae. Gene Ontology annotation, molecular function: carbonate dehydratase activity; zinc ion binding. Bases 80 to 790 code for a protein of 236 amino acids. The record is from RefSeq and is a predicted model, not a curated record.